Molecule: messenger RNA, 4024 nt
Organism: Suillus discolor
Lineage: Eukaryota; Fungi; Basidiomycota; Agaricomycetes; Boletales; Suillaceae
Product: regulator of Vps4 activity in the MVB pathway-domain-containing protein
Exons: 12
Coding region: 76-3906 (1276 amino acids)
Biological process (GO): protein transport
Source: RefSeq, a predicted model, not a curated record
GUCCCACUCAAACCUUCAUGAAUACCGACCUAUAGCUUCACUCAAUUAUACGCUUUCGGGUGACUGACGACGAACAUGACGAACUGGGACCCAGUUGCGACUAAAGUCUUAUUACGAUCAACAUCGCAGCGUCUUGGUCAAAUUCAAGAGAGGAUAGACUCUCAAGGGCAAAUCACACGACGUGACAUUGCAACGCUAUUGCAACAGAAUAAUACUGCUCUUGCACGCGCCAAGGCACAGAAUCUCAUACAAGAUGAUGCAAAAGGCGACUUAUUGGAGAUGGUGGAAAUGCACGUCAGCAUGAUCAUCGAGUAUCUUGGCGAGUUGGACGAAGGGCGUUCACCGAGCCCCAUCCUUACAGAGGCUGCAGCCUCCAUCAUAGCUGCAGCUCCCAAUGUUAAUAUUAAAGAACUCAAUGUUGUUAGGGAUAUGUUAAUUCAACGCAUGCACCAUCAUUUUUUUAGUUCACCCAAUAGCCUUGAAAACCACGUACCUUUACGUGUCAUGCAAUUACUACACCCAUCAACCCCUUCUGCAUCCCAGAUAAAUAACUGUCUGACAAAUGUAUCAAAGGUGUAUCAUGUAAACUGGGCUGCAGACCCUCCCCGGCAGGAUAUCUUGAAUUUGAUCUCAGAAAUUUUGGAUCCGCAAGGUUCACCCAUUGUUGACCUACCUCGUCUGCGGAGGCUGUGUUCGCAAGGGUUACCCGAUGAACCUCCAUGGCUUAGGCCUAGGAUAUGGAAGCUUUUACUGGGCACUGUUCCGGUCUUGAAGUCAACAUGGCAAAAAGAAAAUCGGAAACAACGCGACAGCUACUAUGAUCUCGUUCGCCGUUUGUUAUCACCAUUUUAUGACAUGCCAGCACCCACGAAGCCGCUGAGCAACACGGAUACGACGUUAAUGAAAAUAUCUGAGUCUCUAUUUCGUCUUCCCCCCGAACUCUUCGACACGCUUGAUAUAAGCACAAAUUGCCCAACUCUGUCUCCGUUAGAUGAAAAUGCUGAUGAGACAGAAAGGAUUGGGUGUGCUCAUCUUCUUGACGCGCGACUGCAGGUCCUCCACGGACAAAUUUCCGCAUCGAACCCCACAGGUAUUCCCGAAAUUCGCCUCGAGCCUGACAUUGGCACACUCGAACUGUCACAAUUGCCGAGCAUGGAUUCCUCUGGACCAGGGGUAUCCACCACAUUAUUACAUGCUGGACCGUUCGGUGGUUCCAGCGCACAUCCACAGCACAUCUCAGCCCUCCUCCGUCUGCUGUAUCUGCAUUCAUGUAUAAAUCCAGCAAACCAAUCUCCAGACAUUCCUUCCUUACUUGUACCGUUGUACGCUGUUCUUAUCAGGGAGGUGGAACCGGAAGAUUUAGCCCACGCUGAAGCAGAUACAUUCUGGUUAUUCGAAGCUCUCGUUGGGGAGUUUUCUGAACUGGCAGAUCAGGAAGGUGGUAAAGUCUGGAUGAAGAAAUUCAGCGAUCGAUUAGCACAAGCUGACGGAGAACUUGCUGCGAGCCUGCACACCAAAGGCUUGGAUCCUAUGCUUCCACAUUACUCCUAUCGUUGGCUUGCACCUCUCUUGUCGCAAACGCUUCCUCUUACCUCCCUCCUGCCUGUAUGGGACGUGCUUUUUUCCUACCCAAUGAGAACUCGAGAUGAGAACCAUAAACUCGAUGCACUCGUUGAUAUCUGCACAAGUCUUCUGAUCCGUGCGCGCGCGCCGCUUUUUAGACUUGCAAAGCCUGGAGGUAAGUCUCCGGGACUGUGGGCUGAAGAGCAUGCUACUAUUCGUCCUUCUUCUCCGCUUCGACCAUGGGAGCUCAGCGACGCUUUCCUCGAGGGCAUUUCUCUUUUGCAAUCCUAUCCAAUUGAUGCAGCUGGUGGUAUCGACCGAGUCUUGCAAACCGCACACGAUUUGGCUCAAAGGCGCAUCGAAGAAAACAGACUUUUGAAGUCAGAUAAUGUCACCCUCGGUGCUCGGAUUAAAGCCACGAUGUGGAAGGGGUUUACAAACCAAGUUGCUGAUGCUGAUGGGGAGGAGGAGGAAGAAGAGGAAGAAGAAGACUCGAGUUCGGAUGAAGAGAGCUCCCACGAAGACGGCAAUGAGACAGAGACUCCGGCUGCUCCAACCCUGACUUCGCGUCUCGCCAAUACGGUUUGGAGAGGGAUCACCAAUCAAAGCUCUAUGGAAGAUCCACCAUCUCCACCAUCUCCAACUUCCCCGCUACAACCACAAUCACCACUGCUCCCUCAUUCCCCUCAGAGUCCCCCAGAGCAAAUCACUUCAAACCCAUCUCUAAGCCCACCGCCUGCAAGUAUCUGGGGUUAUGCUGGAAAACUCAAAGACUCUGAUACCGUUGCGGCUUUUACGAAAGUAAGCACAAAUUGGCGUGCCCGAGCGAUGGAUGCAUGGAACAAUCGACGCAAUAGCGUGACAUCGAACGGAGAUGCAUCGUCACCGGUGAUCGCGAAAUCUGAGUUACCACCCUCAGUUCCGGACAAGUGGUCACCACUGAGAGAUGGUAUUAGUCAUUCUGGAGAUAGGAGUAGAGGGGGCUCGCUUUCUGGUAGCAGUCGAGGGGCUACUUUUGAAGAACCCCCUCGCCCAACAUUCUUUCGAUCGCCACGAGACAGCUUUUUGCCACUGCCGCGCAGAGGAGGAACUUACACUGCCCCACCGAGCCCGGAAGUCCAGCCUCAGCAGGAAGAUAACUUCAUACACAAGGCGCAGGCCUCUCUGGCAUCCUUGGCUGCUUUGAACUCCCUGACCGCAACCUCACGUACAUCAGCCCCGCAACAACCUCCCAGGGGUCCACCACGUCCUCUUCUUCUCAAUUCAAGCUCUUUGAUUACCGCCAAACCUCCGUUGGCCGCGCACUCGGAUGACGGGAUGCCAAUCAAACGGCGUGGCGAGUGGAUGGAUGUUGCGCGCAGUAAAGGACACGGACUGCGCACUGACUCGGUGUCUUCGAUUUCAUCGCAGUCGCCUUCUGAUGCCCUCAGCGGACUGCACUCGAGACCAAGCGUCGGCUCCAGAUCUGACAUCGAAUCCGAGGGCAGAAGUCGGAAGGUGGCACUAAACCGCAAGUCAAUAUCGCCAAUGGCGCCCGCGUCUCGUGCGCUACGAACUCCUUGGACAACUUCUCCUUUAAGCGCGUCUGAUGCAACGACGUGUGAUCCAUCCACUCGAACCUAUACUAGGUCCGCCGCUGAAGAUAGCUCGUCGGACAGGGGCUGGUGUGCAUAUGCUGCUGCCGAUUCACCCACAACGGUGUCAUCUCCGCCCAUUCCUCCGACGCCUAUCACCGCAAUUCAUGUCGAAGCAGGGAAGGUACGGGUGAAUGAUGAAAGUCGGGAGAGCUCCUUUAGCGAAGAUAGUGUACCUCUGAGGCCACCUACACCAAGCAAGAUUUCACUACGAAAAAAGACACCACCACCUCUACGACAAGAUAUGGACAAUUCUGAUUCGCAGGACUGGACACCCUCUAGGAAUCCCCAUAUGCGCUCGAAGCGUCACCUUCCAAAACUACCCAGCCUGCGAACUCGUGACACCAACCUUCGGCCUAGUCCUUCUGUGGCUGAGCACAAGAACGUGAGCCCAAACUCGCUCGCCCCUCCAGAGUGGCCCGAUGAGCAAGAGAUAGCCAUGACACCUCGUGCUCCUGAAUUUGGUUCCAAGGACCCCACAUCAACAUCCCCAAACUGUUCGUCGCAUUCUCCACGUCCUAGGCGGAAGACAUCCGGAGAUACAGUGGGGCGUUCACGGAAAAUUUCGGGAGAAUCGGUUGUUCGGCUUAGUAGAUCUUCCUUCUACGAGGCGCGGGAAGCUAGAGAUAGCGCUGCAGAAGAAGGGGACGACGAAGGCUACGAUGACAUUCUGAGCGCAUAUGAGAGCGAGGAAGGGAGUAGGGAGUAGAUGUUCUCAUGACUGUUCCUGCUGGUGGUACCAGCUAAUGCGAUAAACUAUGAAAAACAGACCCAGAACACUGCGUGAGUGAAAAUUUUGGUUUUACUCGAGAAAUAGAUGGUAUAUU